AGUCUGGGAAAUCAGUGCCAGCCGACAGCAGUCCUAGACCGAGCGCCUUCUCCUCAGUUCCUGUGAUCAUUGGUGAAAGUAUCACUAAACAAUAGCAUCUUAAUUAACUGUAAAAGCUGUGUUCGAAUGAAGUGUUUGAGAGCCCGUUUUUAUCAGUUUGGAAAAUGAAUAUGUUUGAAGAAUCAAGCUGCCUGUUUUGCUUGAUACGUUGAAGCAUCAAAAUAUGGUAUAGUAUUAUCAAACGUCCAGUUCCGUGUACUGAAAAGAGACAGGUAUCACUUUCCGUAAACAGGAAAGAGAGUGUCAAGAGCAAAGAUGCCUUUUCGUUGGCUGAUGAAGAAGCUGAGGAGAAGAUACGAGAGAGACUACAGCUCGAGCAAGGACAAAAAUGCCAAAGCAAGAGGCAGAUCCAACAGCCUGGGAGAUCUACCCAGUGCAUCCAAGAACGACCCGAAAGAUGAACCAACGACCACCAACCAGAGCAACUCCCAGCCACAUGUGUAUGUGAACGCCGAUGCGGAACAGAAAAACUCAUUACCGGCAAAUAAUCGUGAGGCACCUGAGGGGCGACUGUAUGUAGUCUUGUAUGAUUACGACGCCAGAACAACGGGCGAACUCAAUAUCAGAAAAAACGAGAUAGUUGAGGUCUUGGAUGAACCAACAGCCGGGUGGUGGUACGUAAAAAAAAAUUCGGAAAUAGGUUACAUUCCAGCCAAUUACAUCGCCGAGUAUAUGAGCAUCCAAGCACAAGAAUGGUACUUCUCUGGAAUGAGAAGAGUGGAAUGCGAACAUCUCCUCUUGUCCCACUACAAUCCUCAAGGCUCCUUCCUCAUCCGGGACUCUGAGACUAGGAGUGAUUCCUACUCUUUGUCAGUCGUCUGCGAUAACAAAGUGCGCCACUACAAGAUUCACUAUACCGAUGACGGUACAUAUGCCAUCAACAAAUCGUUGUCGUUCAAAUCCCUGGAGUUGCUUGUGGCCUUUUACCAAAAAGAGAGCGCUGGACUCUGCACGCGGCUGACCAAACCUUGCACCAAGGUUUGGAAUCCCGACACUGUUGGUCUUUCUUUCGACACUUCCGACCAAUGGGAGAUUCCAAAGAGCCUGAUAAAACUAACGAAACUUUUGGGAUCUGGGAAUUUUGGCGAAGUCUACGAAGGGCUCUACAACGACCAGACCAAAGUUGCCGUUAAAACACUGAAGCCCGGCACAAUGCGAAAAGAGGACUUCUUAGCCGAAGCUCAGUUCUUGAAGAAAUUGCGUCACAAGAACCUGCUCCAGCUGUAUGCCGUGAGUACGAAGGAGGAACCUCUGUACAUCAUCACAGAACUCAUGCAACAUGGGUCGUUGCUCAGCUACUUGAGAGAUGGUCCUGGAGAGAAAGCAGAGCUGGAGGAACUCAUUCACAUUGCAGCUCAAGUAGCUGGUGGGAUGUGGUACCUGGAAACUGAGAACUACAUUCAUCGAGAUUUAGCAGCCAGGAAUGUCCUCAUUGGAGCAGAUCUUCAAGUUAAAGUUGCUGAUUUUGGAUUAUCAAGACUUGUCGAUGAGGAAAUUUACCAGGCAAGGGAAGGAGGGCAGUUCCCAAUCAAAUGGACGGCACCUGAAGCUUUGUCCCACAGCAAGUUCUCCAUAAAAUCUGAUGUCUGGGCAUUUGGAGUCCUUCUGUACGAAAUUAUCACCAAAGGAAGCAGACCUUAUCCUGGAAUGAGCAACAACGAAGUCCAGGAGAAACUGGAGCAGGGGUAUCGUAUGCCCAAACCAACCUGCUGCCCACAGCUACUAUAUCAAAUCAUGUUGAACACUUGGGACAUCGAACCCCAGAGAAGACCCAACUUUGAAACAUUGCAGUGGAAAUUAGAAGAUUUCUUCAGUCUUGAGCACUCUGAGUAUAAAGACGCUGACUCAGUGGCCUGAUCUACUGGUCAGAAACUUGUUUUCAAAACACCUCUGGUCUGUGUUGCAUUCCAAAUAAUUAGACAUUUUUAGAUUAAGUUUGAUAGUAAAGAAUACUGGUUUGUCUGUUUUUCAAGGAGCAGGCCUCUUUUAGGUGGGAGCGAGCAUGCAAUCUUGAAUACUGUGAGCUAUAAUUAUGUAAAAGUCUAUAACAUGAAAUACCUAACAAACGUCCUAACCACAAACAAGAAACAUAACUUUAUAAAAAUAAUAUAGGGAAGAAGUGUCAUAUGUAAUGGAUAUAUAUAAUAAAUUCCACAAAUGAAAAUAAAUCAUUUGAAAACCCUUCGGAAAAGUGUUAGUUAUAAAGGGACCCAAGAACUGGUUAUCAUCGUAACUACAAUGAAAGCUUCUAUCACAAGGGAUUGAUGUUUGCAUAGGAUUUAGAUUUUCUGAUGAUGAGAAGUGAGUCAAAGGAUGAUAGGGUUAGGAAGCAAGGAAAGAACUCACAAUUAAUUUGAGACUUAUGGCAGGCAAGGGAAGUGUUCUAUUCAGGCGCAAUUCAGUUCAGUAAAUUUCCACUAAGCAUCGACAGGCGAUUCUUCAUCUUUGCUGAGGUCUGAAUGAAUUUGGUUUCAAAGAUAAACUAUUAAUAUAUUAGAUUUGCUAAUUCAGAGGAAGAUUUUGUAACCAGGAAACGAUUCGGUGAGAUUACUGGAAAACGAACCCUGCCAGGAAGAAAACAAUAGCCAUUAAGAUAAUUAGACUAGAGGAAAUGCCGUUAAAUUCAGACUACGAAAAUCUUAAAGGAAAGACCGGCAUCAUCAAGGUCUCCAACGCUCUCUGCGGCAUUCUGCCACCCAUAUCCUUCCUUCAUUCGCUAUAUAUUCUAUAAAUCUCCACUCAUCUCUAACCUCCCUUGUCGCUGUUGUCAUCGAAGCAAACCGGGGUCUUCCAGUUCUCAUGGAGUCCACUAUACCUGACAUCUUAUCACGAACGAUUUUCCUGGAGGUGUGCGGACGGACGGAGGAGUGAGAGCCAGCUCCAUCUCCCUUCCAUUAUCAUCUCAUCUACAUAUGGAGUCUUCAUCGUAUUUCUUAUACCCUCAUUUCCGACUCUAUCCUACCCUCUAACUCCUGAUAUUCUUAUUGAAGCUCUAUUCUAAAGUCAACAAAAUCUUCUUGAUAGAGUUUUAGGCGGUUCCAGUCAAUUUGAUUUCUUAGUCUUAUUCAGCCUGCCAAUUAAAAGUUCGAUUUGCCAUAUUUAGUACUGGAAAUCAUUGUUCCUAUGCACUCGAAAAAAUCAGACCUCAUUAGUCCUUUCUUCGUUAAAUAUCAUUUCAUUUAUUUUCAAACGUUCUUGCCACAUUACUUAGAUAUACUUAUGAUGCUUCCGGUUAAAAAAUAGUAUCAUUCUUGUGAGUUUUGUUGAUUAAAACAGCAUCGCCUAAGUAGAUAAAGACUUUCUGUCUUUAUCUACUUAGGCCUUCUCUUCCAUCUCUGACCACUUUUUCCAUUAUGAAAUCUAUGAGAACAGCAAACAUCGAGGGUGAAAAAAUAUCCCCUUGUACCACCCACACCGUUUACUGCAAAUUUACUUGACUAGACCCCAUCGACAUUAACUAAUCAAUAUUGGAGAUAUAUAUAUA
Macrobrachium nipponense is the source of this 3544-nucleotide messenger RNA. Its product is annotated as tyrosine-protein kinase SRK2-like. The transcript has 11 exons. Lineage: Eukaryota; Metazoa; Arthropoda; Malacostraca; Decapoda; Palaemonidae. Gene Ontology annotation, cellular component: extrinsic component of cytoplasmic side of plasma membrane. Gene Ontology annotation, molecular function: signaling receptor binding; ATP binding; non-membrane spanning protein tyrosine kinase activity. Gene Ontology annotation, biological process: cell differentiation; cell surface receptor protein tyrosine kinase signaling pathway; innate immune response. The record is from RefSeq and is a predicted model, not a curated record. The coding region runs from base 316 to 1917 and encodes 533 amino acids.